AUGAAGUCGUUCGCAUUGGCUGCUCUGGCCAGCCAGAUCCUGCCAGUGUUUGGCUUUGAGAUCAAGGUCGGGGCCUCAGGUGGGAAUGCCACCAGUGGCCACCAAUACGGUUUUCUUCACGAAGACAUCAACAACUCCGGUGAAGGGGGGAUCUACGCCGAGCUGAUCCGCAACCGAGCCUUCCAAUACAGCGACAAGUUCCCGGUCUCCCUCGACGCCUGGCACUCUUUCAACAACGCCAACCUAGCCCUCAACCGCCUGGACACGCCCCUGUCCAAGGCCCUCCCAGUCUCCGUGACCGUUUCCCCCGGCAGCAACUCCUCCGGGGCUGCGGGCCUCUUCAACGACGGGUUCUGGGGCAUCGACGUCCGCCAGCAGGCCUACACAGGGACGUUCUGGGUCUACGGCGCGUACGAGGGGGUCUUCACCGCGGAGCUGCGGAGCGCCCUCGAGGACGACAAGGUCUUUGGUAGCGUCGAGGUCGAGAGCAAAGCCACGGCGGGCGAGUGGGUUGAGCACACCUUUGAGCUGAUCCCCGGCGAGGAUGCGCCGAAUAGCAACAACACGUUCGCACUGCUCUUCGACCCUGCCGGUCUCGCCGAGGGAGAGGAGUCGCUCGACUUCAACCUCAUCAGCUUGUUCCCGCCGACGUAUAAGGGCAGGAAGAAUGGUCUGAGAAUUGACAUUGCGGAAGCGCUUGAGGGGCUUCAUCCGUCGAUGCUGCGAUUCCCCGGCGGUAACAUGCUCGAGGGUCUGACCAACACUACAUACUGGGAUUGGAAAGACACCCUUGGCCCUCUGAAAGACCGCCCAGGUUUCCAGGGUGUCUGGGGCUACCAGCAAACCCACGGGCUCGGUAUUAUGGAAUAUCUUGAGUGGGCAGAAGACAUGAAUCUUGAAAUCGUUGUGGGAGUCUGGGCAGGACUGGCACUCGACGGUGGCCUAACCUCCGAAGAAGACUUCCAGGCCGUGAUUGACGAUGGACUCAACGAGAUUGAAUUCAUCUGCGGCUCGGUCGACACCAAAUGGGGCGCCGUGCGCGCCGAGCUGGGCCAUCCUGAACCCUUCCCUCUUCGAUAUGUCGAGAUCGGCAACGAGGACUGGCUCGCAGGAUUCCCGGCCGGAUGGGACUCAUACAAGGCGUACCGCUUCCCUCUAUUCCUCAAGGCCAUCAACGAGGCCUACCCCGACAUCGUCGUCAUCUCCUCGGGCUCAACCCACGACGGGUACAAACCUAUUCCCAGCCCAGGCAUCGGUGACUAUCACCCAUACCGCACCCCCAACGCCCUCGUCGACGAGUUCGACCUCUUCGACAACGACUCCGGCCACAUCGUCGGCGAGGUCGCGGCCACCCAUCCCAACGGCGGCACGGGCUGGAGCGGCAACCUCAUGCCCUUCCCCUGGUGGAUCGGCACCGUCGGCGAGGCCGUCUCCCUCAUCGGCUACGAGCGCAACGCCGACCGUAUCCCCGCCACCUUCUACGCCCCCGUCCUCCGCAACAUGAACCGCUGGCAGUGGGCCGUCACCAUCGUCCAGUUCGCCGCCGACCCCCGGCUGACCACCCGCUCCACCUCGUGGUACGUCUGGGAGCUCUUCGCCGCCCACCCCAUGACGCACACGCUCCCGGCCGAGGGCGAGUUCGGUCCCCUGUAUUAUGUCUCGGGCACCAACGAGGACAAGGGCUCGUACAUCUGGAAGGGCGCCGUGUACAACACGACCAACCACGAGAACGUGUCUGUUUCUGUCUCGUUUGAGGGCGUCCAGGCGGGGACCCAGGCGCAGCUGACCGUUCUGACCAACCCGGGGGGUGACCCUUUUGCCUACAAUGACCCCCAUACUGGAGUCAACAUUGUUUCAAAGGACACUGUAGUCUUGAGCGCGGGAGAUGGCGGGGCCUUCGAGUUCCAGCUGCCGGAGCUGAGUGUAGCUGUCCUCGAUACGGAGAAGAAAGAGAAGUAG
Molecule: messenger RNA, 1959 nt
Organism: Clonostachys rhizophaga
Lineage: Eukaryota; Fungi; Ascomycota; Sordariomycetes; Hypocreales; Bionectriaceae
Source: the annotation of a GenBank genome assembly